AUGAAAACGGUUCCUUCUAACUUUUCUCUCUGCAGAUCAGCUCCGAUGAAGCGAAUCAAGUCGUUUGCUGCCAUGUCAAUGCGCUCCAUCCAGUCUCUUACUGGACGGUCCUCCGUAGAUGCACCUCGAGAGACCAAGGUUCCUUCCAAUCUUGCGAGUCUCGAGGCAGUUGCAGACGUCACAACUAACUUGGCAUCAUCCACCACUUCCUGGCCCACCAUAACGGGCUCCUCAAGGGCUUCUCCGACCUCGGGAUCGGCCUCGCUAUCUUCCUCUUCCACUACUCCGCCUAUGCCAUCUAGCCUAAAUGUCUUACCGACUCAACUUGCUGCUAAGGCCUCUAUCAAACCCCUCCGUUAUACUUCGGCAAUUCCGCCACAUACAAUGAUCACUCAAACUCAAGAAAAAUCAAAUUUCUACAUGUGCGUUACUCGUUUUUCCGAAUAUCGGUUUGACCAUAGAUAUUUAUAA
Protopolystoma xenopodis is the source of this 471-nucleotide messenger RNA. Lineage: Eukaryota; Metazoa; Platyhelminthes; Monogenea; Polystomatidea; Polystomatidae. The record is from the annotation of a GenBank genome assembly.